This is a messenger RNA of Hylaeus volcanicus, 3945 nucleotides long. RefSeq names its product kinesin-like protein KIF20B. The record is from RefSeq and is a predicted model, not a curated record. Gene Ontology annotation, biological process: microtubule-based movement. Gene Ontology annotation, cellular component: microtubule; kinesin complex; nucleus. NCBI's taxonomy places the organism in Eukaryota, Metazoa, Arthropoda, Insecta, Hymenoptera, Colletidae. Gene Ontology annotation, molecular function: ATP hydrolysis activity; ATP binding; microtubule motor activity. The transcript is spliced from 4 exons. The coding region runs from base 1 to 3945 and encodes 1314 amino acids.
AUGGGCUCAACACAUGGGAUGUCCAAGUCCAGUUGCUCAGAGGGUUCGAACGGUACAAAAGGACCACCAAUGAUGGCGGGCGCCGGGCAAAAGCCGCUACCGCUGCCUAAAAAGAUGCAGCAUGCGAAAAGGAAAGACCCUCGUUUCCGAAAAUAUGCUUUCCUCGAGAGCUUCUUCCCCGAAGUAUGCAGCAAGCUGCGAUUCCUGUUCCUCUGUAAAAGCGACCCACGUAACGCAUACCUCAGAAUAAAACCCUCAACCGCGGAGGUUAACUCGGAAACUUACACCGUGGUAUACUCGACGACCCUUCACUUGAAGAAAAUCGACAAGAAGUUCACUUUCGCGAGGAUCUUCGACCGUGACACGUCGCAGGCCGAUUUAUUCGAUCGCAGCGUGCGUCAACGCGUGGUAGACUUCCUUCUGGGAGAAAGUUCAACGAUCGUGGCCUAUGGAGCCUCCAAUUCCGGGAAGACGUACACGCUGUACGGGACGGCCGAGUCGCCUGGAAUUUUUCCGCGAAGCAUCGAAUUCCUGUUCUCCUCGGCGAACUGCACAUUGGUGCCAUGGUACAAAGCCACCGACGACAACCAAGUCGUUGCUCUGGUCGAGAACGAGCAGCUGCAAGAGGAGCAAAGCAAACUGAGAGUGCUAAGAUCGAGCAUGCUCGGGAAAGACGAAUUCGCGCAGGCUCGAUCAUCCCUCGACAAUUCCGCUCCUCUGAUUCCAGAAUCGGAGGAACGAGAGUUUUAUGGAGCUGAAUCUAUGUGCUCCGUUUGGCUGUCGUUCGCUCAGAUCUACAACGACAACGUUUACGACCUCCUGGUCGUCAACGAUCGAGAGAGAUGUCCCCUGAAGCUGACAACGCGCAGGGACGGUUCGACCUACGUGAAAGGCUUGAAGUCCGUUCACGCGAUCACAGGUCUGGAGGCCUGUCAGUGGCUGAUCUUGGCGCAGUCGAGGAUGGCGGUGGCUACGACGGAGUUGAACGAUUCGAGCUCCAGAUCUCACACCUUCGCGAUAGUGAGGCUGCUGAAGUACCAGAAGAAGAACGCACCGAACGAGGUGCAAGUCAGCACGUUGACGUUCUGCGACGUGGCUGGCGCAGGCCGCUUCAAUAGGGUCAAAGAGACCAGCACCAGCCUCACGGAGACGACGAGUAUAAAGAACAGUUUGCUCGUGCUUGGAAGAUGUUUGAAAAGCGUGUGCGGCAGUGACCAAGCCGUCGCGCCUUUCCGCGAAUCGAAGCUGACGAGGAUCCUUCAGAACGCUUUAACUGGUCGAGAGAACAUCAGCUUCAUGGUUACCGUCGACGUUGAAAGCAAUUUCUCCGCGGAGACGCUGAACGCUUUAAAUAUUUCUAACAUUGCUAGAAGGCUGGGGGGUGGAUUCAGGGUGGAUUUAAAACGAGGCUCAGAGGUGACGCCACGGUGUCCGAAAAUGGCCUUCCUGCCCCCUAUCCUGCACACUCCAGAGAAAACUGUCACUCUCGAAGAGCACGAGGCGCUUAAACGACAGAACCAGAGACUUAUCGAGGAGCUGGAAGCUUUGAAAGUUGCCACGUCGAGGCACAAGGUCGACAAACAAUCGCAGACUGAUUCGUUUAACCCCUGCGAGGACUUGCAGGAACAGAACGAGAUAUUGACGAAGAAACUCGAAGCUUUGGAACGCGAUCGAGUGGAGCACGAAUUGAAUAUUCGACGAGAAUUGAUGGACCAGUGUUUGAAGGCUACCAAGGAUCUGGAGGACUCCUGGAAGAAACGCGUCCAGGAAAUCGAAUUCGAAGGACGGGACUUGCUGAAGUGGUCGGUGGAUCACGUGGAAAUGUUUUACAAGGAACGCAUCAGCAAUCUCAUGCACGGCAAGAAGAGGAGGAGGAGCGACAGCGGCGAUGAUAGAUCGAUCUACGAGGAUCUCGAAAGUGAAAACGCGCAGAUUACUUCGAAAGCGAUAGCUCUUAAGGAAAUGGUGAGCAGUUUGAAGUCCGAGAACGAGGCUCUCGUCACGGAGAGGAAUAAAUGCAGCUUCGAGCUCGCCUUUGUUAAAAAGAAACUGAUAGAUUUUCAUAAUAUCAUUCGGAACUUCCCUGGAUUCUUCCUGAACGUUGAAGAGAAAAUGAAACGCGAGUGUUUGAACGAAACAGUGGACAGCUGCGGUGAAGAAGCCAGGAUGGAAGAAGAAUUACGCGAAACUCUAUUGGCGUGGGAAGAAACUUCAGGUAGAGCGAAAGAACUCGAAGAUGAAUUGUGCGAGAAGGUGAACCUCGCGGAGAGUUUGCAACUCCAGGUGGAGUUGUUGAAGAAGGAGAUGGCAGAAUUAAAGGAGUGUCACGCCAAUUGUGAGAAAUACAAGUUCGUCGAUGACUCGGCUCGCAAAUCCUCCUCGGUUUACAACGACUUCUUCUGCAGUGGCGACGUUCGGGAGUCUGACUUGGUGACGCAAGCCCACGUGGACACCAAACUGGAGCACUACUUUAAUUUCGACUCUAAAAAGAAGAAAAUCUCUUUGAACGACUCGUGCACGGACAGGUGCUUCGAGAACAUCGAGAUCACCGAGCCAACUAUCAGAUCCCACUACGACAGCAUGAAAGAAGACUCUGGCAUCGACUCCAGCUGCAGGAGUCGCAGAUCGACCAGCGUCAGCGACAGUUUGAUGCUUCAAGAGUCCAAGGAAACUUCCUUUCCCUUGGAAGAAUCUCUUUCCUUCAAAAAUCAGAGUUCGCUGCGCGAGCAACUAGAGGCAUUGUCUCUGAAAUGUAGAACGGAACAUCUUCCCAAGAUCGAGGAAUUGGAAAAUGAAGCGUCGGCGAAAACUUUGGAGCUGAACGAGCUGAAGGACAGACUCGCAGGAGCGCAAAGCGAUCUGUCCAGGGUGCACCAGCUGCACGAGAAGGUCAACGAACUCGAAACUGUCCUCCAAAAGCGCCAGCAGGAGAGGAACGAUUAUCGCCAACUAUUUCAAAAGUACUUCGAGACGCAGUCGAUGCUGGAGAUUAAAUUACAGCGCUUGUCCGUGGAGAUUCGACGCAGGGAUCGCGAGCUGAUCGCUCUGGAAGCGGAAAUCGAAAACGCGAGCUCGACGAACUCCGCGAACAAUGAGAACCUGCAAGCGGUGAGCAAAGAAAUCAAUGAAUCGAAAGAAGCCAUGCACGAUAUGAAAAUAGAGUUGGCGUGUUCCGAGGAAGUUCGAAAUCACCUGGAAGAAGUGUUUCAAAAAGAAAUCGCUAAUCUGCAGUUACGUUUGGGUAGUUUCGUGGCGAGCACAGGUUUCUUGAACCAGAUAUGCAAGGAGAACAAAUUCAACAAGGAGGAAGUCGAGGGUCUGAGACUGCAAUUGCUCGAGAGAGAAAAAGAGAUCGACCUGUUCAAAAGACACAAGGAUGAGAUGAUGAAUAAGUACGAACGUUUGGUGGAGCAGUUGCGUUUCGAGAUUGGCAAAAGGAAAGAUCAAUCGACGAAUGUUUCCAAGAGACACUCGAAAUUCGCUGGGACGAAAUGCGGAAAAUUUAAGUUUUCUCAUCUACCAAUGAUUAGAGGCAGAUCAGCUGCCUGGUUGCCUCGCACGAGUAGAAAAAUCGAUGACAAGGAAUCCGACUCGAUGGUCUCCAGGUGUUCGACUGGACAACAUCGAUGCGCUCGGUCCUUGCGCUCGUACUCGCAAGAUAAGACCGAAACGUUUGACACUAGCAGUAUGUGCAACACCGAGAGAUCAUAUUCGACAGAAGACAGUUGGGGGUUGAAGAACUUCGAGCUGCGUCAGACCCAGAGCGAUGCUUCCGACUCUUCGGAAGUGACCUGUAGAUGCGGUAUCGGCUUCAGGGAUGCUCGAAGGCUGAGGCGAAUGUCAGGCUGGAUGAGAGUGAGAAGAAUGGUCGCACAAACCGAGCUUUUGUGUCAAACGAGGAAGGAGCACGUCUGCAUCAACGAUUCCGAAACGGAGGUUACAUAA